Trichoderma harzianum CBS 226.95 is the source of this 783-nucleotide messenger RNA. RefSeq lists its product as hypothetical. The transcript is spliced from 6 exons. Gene Ontology annotation, molecular function: oxidoreductase activity, acting on the CH-OH group of donors, NAD or NADP as acceptor. Bases 1 to 783 code for a protein of 260 amino acids. The record is from RefSeq and is a predicted model, not a curated record. NCBI's taxonomy places the organism in Eukaryota, Fungi, Ascomycota, Sordariomycetes, Hypocreales, Hypocreaceae.
AUGACCACUUUUCAUCUCCAAUCGGUUGACAAUGACCUGCGUGGCCGUCUUGCGCUGGUGACAGGAUCAAGUGGUGGGAUUGGCUCGGCUUGUGCAAAAUCAUUGGCCUCCGAAGGUUGCGAUGUUGUUCUUCAUUUUUCCUCUAGCAAGGAACAAGCCGAACUAUUAGCCGCCGAGCUCCAACGAGAUUAUCCGUCACAAUUAUUCGUUACCGCCCAAUGCAAUCUUACGUGCCGCGAAUCCACACGCUCGUUCAUAUCAACGGUGCUGGCUACGCCGACUAUCGCCGAGAAGCACAAAGCGAUAUCUGUGCUGGUUGCAAACGCCGGUAUUGGUCGUCGCAUCCGAGAUGUUAAGGACAUAAAUGAACAAGACUGGGAUGAUAUGAUGGAGGUCAAUGUUCGCAGUCAGUUUGUCAUUACAAAGUCAGCUGUGGAAGGGAUGCGAUCACAGGGCUGGGGAAGGGUGAUUCUCGUAAGCAGUAUUGCGAGCCGGGGAGGCGGGCUGAAUGGGUGCCAUUACGCGGCUUCGAAGGGUGCUUUGAGCUCGAUGGGGCUGAACUUGGCUACAGUUCUGGCUCCAGAAGGUAUUACGGUCAACAUUGUCUCGCCAGCCAUGAUCGGCUCUACAGGAAUGAUUCCUACUCCGAAAGAACGAACAUGGACUUCUAAAUGUGACAUGGAGGCAAAGAAGGAGUCAGAUCCCGGGCUUGCAAUUGCUAGCAGCGUUCCGAUACAUCGACUCGGGGUGCCAGAAGAGGUGGCUAAUGUGGUAGUAAUGUGA